CCUUCGUUUUGUCCUGUGACAACAGACAACCGAUCUCAGCUCUCUCUCUCUCUCUCUGCUACUUUCAUUCUCUCAUCCCUUCAAUUACUCUGCACAAUCACACUUCACAAGAACCCUAAUUCCUCAUCUUCAUUCCCUCACAAUUCCACACAACUCUCUCUCUCUCUCUCUCUCUCUCUCUCUCUCUAUAUAUAUAUAUAUAUAUAGAUAUGUAUAUAUGCAUAAGUAUUUGAUUCAUUUCCGAUGAGGCGAAGAGCUGUUGAUUCUCGAAGGCCAGGGAAGAGAAGAUAUACGAAGGUGCUCUGGUUCACAAUAUGCGGUGUCUUGUUUUUGCUGUUGUUGGCUCUUUUUGGACGAGGCAAAACAUCAACACCGACAUCAUUAAUGAAUCAAUAUAGAUUUUACAGGCGCAGCAAUUUUAUUAAAGGCCUUAACGUUACUGAAGAAAUUUUGAGCCCACACUCAAUCACAAGGCAACUAAAUGACCAAAUUACUCUUGCAAAAGCUCUUGUUGUGAUUGCAAAAGAAAGCAACAACCCUCAGUUUGCAUGGGAACUAAGUUCCAAAAUCCGCAACAUACAACUUCUUCUUUCAAAUGCAGCAACUAAGGAAACACCAUUGACAGCAGAAAAUUCGAAGAUCGCAAUUCGUGAUAUGGCUCUUUUGCUAUAUGAAGCCCAGCAACUCCAUUAUGAUAGUGCAACCAUGAUCAUGAGAUUGAAAGCUAGAAUCCAAUCGCUUGAAGAACAAGCCAGCUCGCUAACUGAUAGGAGCUCAAAGUAUGGGCAAAUAGCUGCUGAGGAAGUCCCAAAAAGCUUCUACUGCCUUGGUGUCAGGUUGACCAUUGAAUGGUUUAGGAACUCAACUUCCAAAACUGAACUCGAAGGAGGAAGCCAGGUUGCAGACAAACUUAAAGACAACAGCCUCUAUCAUUUCUGUGUCUUUUCUGACAACAUCAUUGCUACUUCAGUUGUGGUCAACUCAACUGCUUCAAACUCCAACAAUCCUGAUUUGAUUGUCUUCCACAUUGUGACUGAUGAAGUUAAUUAUGCCGCAAUGGAUGCCUGGUUUUCCAUGAAUAGAUUUCGUGGAGUGACAAUUGAAGUUCAGAAGUUCGAAGACUUCAGCUGGCUCAAAGCUUCUUAUGUUCCCGUCCUUAAGCAGCUCCAGGACUCAGACACUCGAAACUACUACUUCUCUGGAAACAAUGACGAAAGCCAGACCCCAAUCAAGUAUCGCAACCCUAAAUACCUCUCUAUGCUUAACCACCUCAGGUUCUACAUUCCUGAAGUUUUCCCUGCACUUGAGAAAGUAGUAUUUCUCGAUGAUGAUGUUGUGGUUCAGAGGGAUCUUUCACCACUUUUCUCUCUUGAAUUGAAUGGAAAUGUAAAUGGAGCCGUUGAGACUUGUAUGGAGACAUUUCACCGAUUCCAUAAGUACUUGAAUUACUCUCACCCACUAAUACGCACACAUUUUGAUCCAGAUGCUUGUGGUUGGGCAUUUGGAAUGAAUGUCUUUGAUUUGAUUCAGUGGAGGCAAAGGAAUGUAACUGGAAUCUACCACUACUGGCAGGAAAAAAAUAUUGACAGAACAUUGUGGAAGCUGGGAACAUUGCCUCCUGGACUUUUAACUUUCUAUGGGUUGACAGAGCCUUUGGAUCCUAGCUGGCAUGUUUUGGGAUUAGGGUACACAACUGUUGACCCACAACUAAUUCAGAAGGGGUCUGUGCUGCAUUUUAAUGGAAACUCAAAACCAUGGUUGAAGAUUGGGAUAGAGAAAUACAAACCGCUAUGGAAUAAAUAUGUUGAUUAUUUUCAUCCUAUGUUGCAACAAUGCAACAUUCAUUGACCAUGUGAUAAGGUACUAUUAUACUGAAUGCUGUACUUGAGAAUUUCUGUUAGAUUUUUUGGGGGUGUAUCAAGCAAGGUUAUGGUCAGGAGAUCGGUAUACUUGUGUUCUAUCAGUUGCAUACUUCAAUUGUAAUGAAAAUUAAUUUAUCAUAUUUUUAACUUGACGAUUGCUAUUUGCAAUAUCUUUAAUUUCUGUAUUUUCCCUCUUGUAAAUAUAUAGAUUCUAUUUAUCUA
This is a messenger RNA of Camellia sinensis, 2084 nucleotides long. The record is from RefSeq and is a predicted model, not a curated record. NCBI's taxonomy places the organism in Eukaryota, Viridiplantae, Streptophyta, Magnoliopsida, Ericales, Theaceae.